UUACCUCCUACCUGUUACCUUUGCUCUUUGGUUAUAAACAUUGUUCCUUUUUCAAUGGCUUUGCGUGGCAAAGAGCUUGAGUUUAACCUACAAGGAUGGAGUCGAAAAGGUCAUUUUACUCGAGAAAACCAUAGUUCUAGAAGGUUUUCAGUGUCCUCCCGAGAAGAUCACAAGUCUUCUAGAACAACCUUCACCAUCUGUAGUACUGCCUCUUCUCCUGGCUACUCCCUCACAGAUGAGAUUGACCCAUCAAAUUAUUCAUUCACUAGUGCACUCAAGGCAUUGCAAGCAAAAACAAUGUACAAGAAGAAUCAAGAUUGGUUAAAACCAGAAGGUAUUGAGUUAAACUCGAAAUGGAACGAAGCAGAGAAGUAUAUUUGCAAUCCUUUGUCUGGUGAAGUUCCUUUGGAGUGUUUGUCUUCUAAAACUCUAAAUUCAAGAUCUUUCAGAGACGUAUCCAACAAGUCUAGUCCACUCAUGAUUUUUCCCUCUAAUCACAAUCUCAACAAUUCAAGAACGAGAAAUCCUAACGUUAGAAUCAUUCAAGAGGACCAUGUAUCAACCGAUCGUGUUCUUAUUCAAGAAAAGAAAGUUGUUGGGAUGAAAGGAGAUGUGGGUGUGCAGAGUGCACCGGUAAAUGUUGGUCUGGUGAAGACGCCAACACCGAUGAAAGCUGAUGAUUCGCAGGUCGAGUUUGCACAUGAAGUGAAAGCUCAACAUGAGGAUGUGAAGUUAGAAGAAGACAAGAAACAUAUGACGACAAAAGAAUAUCAAGAAGAGAAAGAACAGCGGGAAGAGAAGAAGAAAACAGGAAAUAGAUUGUUUUCAUGGAAGAGAAAAAAGCAAAGGCAACCAACAACAAAAUCCAAAUGCUUCUUUCUCAUUUGUCUUAUCAAAGCUUUUUGAACUUCAAAAUCAAUAAUAUAUAGUAAAAACAUAUAAAAUGUUGGUGAAGUCGGUGAAACAAUUUGAAAGAGAAGAGAGAUGAAUGAAUGAACAGAGGCAAGCGGAAAAACCUAAGCAGUCGGUGGGAUUCGAGAGGGGUGGUGGUAAUAAUAGCGAUGUGUUUAUAUGUGGUUUAAUUAUUAUUCCAUAAAUACGUGCUUAAGACAUUGAUUUUUGUUCCUAGUUGUAACAAAAUUUACAGCAGAACAAGAUAUACUAAUUCAGAUUUUA
Messenger RNA from Raphanus sativus (radish), 1176 nucleotides. RefSeq lists its product as uncharacterized. The transcript has 5 exons. The record is from RefSeq and is a predicted model, not a curated record. Lineage: Eukaryota; Viridiplantae; Streptophyta; Magnoliopsida; Brassicales; Brassicaceae. Bases 55 to 906 code for a protein of 283 amino acids.